AUUUUCCCGCUUCUGACAACUGGUCACACUGGUUCCGCUUUGUUCUUCGGUUGUCUGUUUUUUAUGUUUACACUGCUUAUAUCUUAAUUUUUUGUAAGAGAUAUGUCCGAUAAAAGGACUCUGAUAGAUUUAAAUGAUGAAACUAGCGACGAUGAAGAGAUUACCACCCAAGGAGCAGCGGGCUAUGCCAAGAAACCCGCGGAAAUUGUGCAUUCCAACCUGUACGACGAUGUCCCCACAACUAGUUCUUUAGUUUCGGAAGUAAACGAAAAUUCGGGGAACUACCCAUUAGAUGCACAAAAUGAUCAUCCACCUUUGCUUCUGGAAGAGAAUGCUUUAAUUAGCGGAAACAUCACAAAUGGGGAUGCGAGGGGCAAUGGUCAAAUCAUUCCUGAUUCGGAGCCUAUUUUUCAUCUUCGAUCCCGCACAGCAGCCGCUUCCACGCCCAACUACGAGAGCCUGGACUAUGAGGUUUGCGAAAACGUGCUGUUCCAAGACGAGCAACGAAAGCGGCUCACUGAAAGAUUCUCGCCGCGGAAGGGCGUCAUACGGUGGAUAAUUUUCAUACAGAUUGGCAUUAUUACAGCUCUAAUCGCAUGCACAAUAGACAUCAUCAUAGAAGAGCUCUCGGAGCUAAAGUACAAAUUUCUCAAGAACUCUGUGGACGAAAAUGUGCCACUUAGCGACGCCAGUGGCAAAGAUCUUAUGGUCCCCUUUUUGUACUGGAUCCUGCUUAGCAUUGUACCCGUGGGCAUUGGAGCGGCCAUGGUCACCUACAUUGAGCCCAUUACGGCGGGCAGUGGCAUUCCACAGGUCAAGAGCUACCUGAAUGGCGUCAAAAUACCCCGAAUUGUUAGGAUUAAGACUUUGGCAGUCAAAGCCAUCGGCGUGAUAACGUCCGUGGUGGGCGGUCUGGCUGGAGGAAAGGAGGGACCCAUGAUCCAUGCUGGAGCGGUGGUGGCCGCCGGAAUAUCACAGGGAAAAAGCACAACUUUCGUUAAGGACUUUCGCAUCUUUAAAGCUUUCCGGGACGACCAUGAAAAGCGGGACUUUGUGCUGGGAGGCGGAGCGGCAGGAGUAUCAGCCGCUUUUGGAGCUCCCAUUGGAGGGAUGUUGUUCUCCUUGGAGGAGGCGGCCAGCUUUUGGAACCAGAAUCUCAUUUGGCGCACACUGGUAGCCUCCAUCAUCAGUGUGUUCACCCUGAACAUAGUGCUCUCCGCCUACCAUGGGCUCAAUGACUUUACGUUUACGGGUCUCUUCAAUUUGGGAAAGUUCGACACACCUCUCAAGUUUGAUUACUUUGAGCUGCCCAUUUUUAUGCUUCUCGGAGUGAUUGGAGGACUACUGGGAGCUGCCUGGAAUUCGCUAAACACCAAAAUUAAUGCCUUUAGGAAGCGCUUUAUAUCAUGGAAGUUUGCCAAAGUUAUCGAAGCUGCUGUGGUGGCCAUGUUGGGCGUUACACUGGCGUGCCUGAUGAUUUAUUUCAUCAACGAUUGUCGACCACUUGGCAACGAUCCGACCGUGCAUCCUGUUCAGCUUUUCUGCGAGGAUAACGAGUACAAUGCGGUGGCUUCCCUGUGGUUCCAAACACCUGAGGCCACAGUCCGAUCGCUGUUCCACGAUCCUCCAGGCUCUCAUAAGAUCACCACGCUGACGCUCUUCACCAUUAUAUACUAUGUGUUAUCCUGUGUCACCUUUGGCCUCAAUGUCUCGCUAGGUGUUUUCAUUCCCACUGCUCUGGUGGGGGCAGCUUGGGGUCGCCUUCUGGCCAUGCUAGCCUUCUACCUUUUCCCACAGGCGAACUUCCUGCAUCCUGGAAAGUAUGCUCUGAUUGGAGCUGCCGCCAAUCUGGGCGGUGUUCUCCGGAUGACCAUCAGUUUGUCGGUCAUUUUGAUGGAAACUACUGGUGUGGAAACGUCCUUCUUCUUUCCCCUCAUCAUCGCCCUGAUUAGCGCCAAAUGGGUGGGCGACUACUUCAACGAGGGCAUCUAUGACACCCAAAUAGAAGUUAACCAUGUACCGAUUCUGCCCUGGGAGCCGAUGCCCCAAUACAAGGGCCUGACGGCCCGGGAAAUCAUGAGCAGUCCAGUGGUCUGCAUCAAGCUAAGGGACAAGGCUCAUUAUAUCUACAAAGUGCUGAAGAAGUGCGAUCACAAUGGCUUUCCGGUGGUAGAUGACGUUCGCGAUGAUCGCCGCUCUGAGGGUCGUAUUUGUGGCAUUAUAUUACGUUCCCAGCUGAUUGUUAUCUUACUGAAGUCCUUGUAUGUGGAAAACAAGCAAUUCUGGUUGCCGGAAACAACUAUUCAAACUUUUAGGGACGUCUACCCGCGUUAUCCUUCAAUUAAGAGCGUGCGUAAGCUAGAUGACAACGAGAAAUACACGGUGGACUUGUCCAUGUUUAUGAAUCCAUCGCCAGUACGCGUUAAUCCUCACGAUUCUGUGCCAAGGAUCUUCCAGAUAUUCCGCGCCUUGGGCCUGCGACACCUGCUGGUCAUCAACAAUGAAAAUCGGGUGGCUGGCAUCAUCACCAGGAGGGACUUCAUCUACAAAUAAUUUCUUAGCAUCCAAUGCAGGUUUUUAAAGUUUUUAACCUAAGCAGAAAGUGUCUUUUAUGGUGAGAAUAAAAACAAAAUAUUUAUAAUCAAAAA
Messenger RNA from Drosophila ananassae, 2648 nucleotides. It is a transcript of the gene ClC-b, whose product is annotated as H(+)/Cl(-) exchange transporter 7. Gene Ontology annotation, molecular function: voltage-gated chloride channel activity. The transcript is spliced from 9 exons. Gene Ontology annotation, cellular component: intracellular membrane-bounded organelle; lysosomal membrane. NCBI's taxonomy places the organism in Eukaryota, Metazoa, Arthropoda, Insecta, Diptera, Drosophilidae. Gene Ontology annotation, biological process: chloride transport; transmembrane transport. The coding region runs from base 103 to 2553 and encodes 816 amino acids. The record is from RefSeq and is a predicted model, not a curated record.